This is a messenger RNA of Choloepus didactylus (southern two-toed sloth), 3300 nucleotides long. RefSeq names its product protein O-fucosyltransferase 1 (gene POFUT1). The coding region runs from base 216 to 1388 and encodes 390 amino acids. The record is from RefSeq and is a predicted model, not a curated record. Gene Ontology annotation, cellular component: endoplasmic reticulum. Gene Ontology annotation, biological process: protein O-linked glycosylation via fucose; regulation of Notch signaling pathway; Notch signaling pathway. Gene Ontology annotation, molecular function: peptide-O-fucosyltransferase activity. The transcript has 7 exons. NCBI's taxonomy places the organism in Eukaryota, Metazoa, Chordata, Mammalia, Pilosa, Megalonychidae.
AUUGUGCGGUGCAUUGUGGGAGCUGCGCGAGCGGGCGCUCGAGCCGUGGAGGGGGCGGUGCCGCGAGCUCUCUAUGGUCCCACUCGCCCGCGGGCUAGAGCGGCCGGGGCGGUGCGCGGGCGGCGCGCGGGGACAGCCGGGAGCGGGGCGGCUCCUUGCGCCCCUCAGUCGCUUACCGCUUCCGCGCCGCGGCGCUCUAGGGCUCCGGACCCGACAUGGACGCCGCCGCGUGGGCAGCGUCGCUUCUAUCGCCGCGCCUGUCCCUCCUGCUGCUGCUUUUGCCGCUCCCGGGGCUACCUGUGGGCUCCUGGGACCCGGCCGGUUACCUGCUCUACUGCCCCUGCAUGGGACGCUUCGGGAACCAGGCCGAUCACUUCUUGGGCUCCCUGGCAUUUGCAAAGCUGCUGAACCGUACCCUGGCUGUACCCCCCUGGAUUGAGUACCAGCAUCACAAGCCUCCCUUCACCAAUCUCCAUGUGUCCUACCAGAAGUACUUCAAGCUAGAGCCCCUGCAGGCUUACCAUAGGGUCAUCAGCCUAGAGAACUUCAUGGAGAAGCUGGCGCCCAUCCACUGGCCCCCUGAAAGGCGGGUGGCAUACUGCUUUGAGGUAGCAGCCCAGCGGAGUCCUGAUAAGAAGACAUGCCCCAUGAAGGAAGGAAACCCCUUUGGACCAUUCUGGGAUCAAUUUCAUGUGAGUUUCAACAAGUCGGAGCUUUUUGGGGGCAUUUCCUUCAGUGCCUCUUACAAGGACCAAUGGAUCCAGAGAUUUUCCCCAAAGGAGCAUCCAGUGCUCGCCCUGCCAGGGGCCCCAGCCCAGUUCCCUGUCCUGGAGGAACACAGGCCACUCCAGAAGUACAUGGUGUGGUCAGAUGAGAUGGUGAGAACGGGAGAGGCCCAGAUCCGCACCCACCUCAUCAGACCCUACGUUGGUGUUCAUCUGCGCAUUGGCUCUGACUGGAACGCCUGUGCCAUGCUGAAGGACGGGACCGCAGGCUCACACUUCAUGGCCUCCCCACAGUGUGUGGGCUACAGCCGCAGCACAGCUGCCCCGCUCACCAUGACCAUGUGCCUCCCUGACCUGAAAGAAAUCAGGCGGGCCCUGAAGCUCUGGGUGAGGGCGCUGAGUGCCCAGUCCGUCUACAUCGCCACCGAUUCUGAGAGUUACGUCCCCGAGAUCCAGCAGCUCUUCGAAGGGAAGGUGAAGGUGGUGAGCCUAAAGCCUGAGGUGGCCCAGAUUGACCUGUACAUCCUCAGCCAAGCAGAGCACUUUAUUGGCAACUGUGUCUCCUCCUUCACUGCUUUUGUAAAGCGGGAACGAGACCUCCAGGGGCAGCCGUCCUCUUUCUUUGGCAUGGACAGGCCUCCUCAGCCGCGGGACGAGUUCUGAUCCUGUCUGUAGCACCUCACCAGUAUAAGCUGGUCCCUCCAGCCAAGCCUGGCAGCCAGAAAUGCUCCCAGGAUUGAUCCCCAGGGGUGCAGGCUCUUCUUGCCUGCCAGGGAUAAGAAAAGCACCAGGGACUUCCUGGAGGAGAAAGAUUCUAUCUCCCAGAACACAGGAGUUCUAAGCUGCUCGGGGCUGGAGCACCUCCCCCUCCCCACGUGCUUCCUGCUGUUUAUUCUGGUAACUUCUCACAUCAGCAGAGCAGUAUAAACUCUGCCUUUUGGUCUGCCCUGCUCUGUGCAGCCUGGGAUGUCAAACUCUUGAGAAAGAUUUUUGUAUAGAUUUUUAUAGUUUUGAUACAAAGUCAUGGUGACCCUAGAACUCUCCUUCAUUUUAAAAAAUCAAUGAAAUCCACUAAUGUAGGUACCUAAAGUGACCUUAACUGAGUGUGGAUGAGGCCAGGGGUGGAGAGGGUAUAUUGGCCAAUUUUCCACAUGACCCCCAAAGUGGCCCUUAGGCCAUCCCCACUGCCCGACCACAGAACCACUGUCAUCCCCUCCUUCCUAGGCCGUUUUCAGAGGUUUGGGGUGGGAGUACCCUCCUCCAUUGUAGACACUCUGCCUGUGUAAAUGAUCAAUCAUGGUGCCCUGCGGUGCUCCACAGACAGCCUGGUGCUAGGCAGCAGCACACACCACCAUGCCAGGCAAUCAUGGUAUUGCCAUCAAAGUCUUUUGGUGGUUGGUGGCUUGCCAUAAGUCUGAUACCAUCUGGGUCUCAGAACGCAUUAUGGGGCCAGGGCUUCCUGCUUGGAGGGCUUGUUCUGAAGGCUGCCCACUCCCCUUCUGAUCUCUCUCCCCAAGGGGCCUGGUUGGUAGAAUUUUGCCAUUUGAUUGGCAUCCAAAGCCUAUUCUGUUCCUAGUCUCCCUCCUGAAGCCAGAGCCCCAAGAUCAUAUUCUCACAGGGGAGUGUUGGCUGAGCCUCUGAUCAGAUAGAAGAUGCCAGGAUCUAGGAGCCACUGGAAUUCCCAGUUUGGAAGCAGUCUUUUCCCAUCCUAUAUAAUCUCGGCCAAGCCCAUGAGGCUUAAGGUGUUAGAAAUCUUAAAGUUCUGUUUCUCAGAUUCUGAGUUUUUAAUUAUCCAUGACUCCUGAGAGUAUGCAAUUUUUUAACCCUAUGGUUUUAAAAUUCUGUGUCUAACACCUGCUAAUCUUUUCCCUGCCACAUGACCUCCUUCAGCCUUCAAUCCUGGAUAGAUGGAGGAGGCUUUGAUGGAGAGCCAGGCCCAGAGUCCCCGUGCAGGGGCUUCCCCUUGAGUGCCUUUGGGAGGAAAUGCAUUUUUGUCGAGGACAAACGGACAGGGGUUAAAGGUUGGAGAGUGACAGGGAUCUCAAACACCAAAGGUGGCAGGCACCACUCAGGGCUGCUGCCUAACUGAGUGGGAGAAACUGUACAGAAAGGAUUUUUGUAUUUUUCCUUCUCAGGAAAAUAUCGAGUGUUUCAAACCCUGGGCAGACUCUCUGAGAGAUGAUUUAUCUGUCCAGACUCGCUGGCAGGCCUCAUUCAGAGAAGGCUCGAGAUGCAGGAGCCAGUGGGCCUCCAUGGGGUUGGGAGUGGCAGGUGGAGCUCACUGGCUGCUUCAUUUGCAGUUCAUAGCCUUACCCACGAGGAACGCGCUGUGGGGUGUGGGCCUCUGACGUGCUAUCCACAGCCCGUGGCUUAGCAUCAGCAGUAAUAACAGCUUGUAUUUGUGGAGCAGUGAGCAACGGAUUUGUCAGAUUCAGUUGUGGUCUGUGGGAAAGUACUUUACCCUUUUAUACCCAUUUUUCUCACCUACAAAAUGGUAAUGAUACCAACGGAAUUAUUGAAAGGCUGAAAUCAGAUAAAGGAUAUAUAUAAAAGCACCUUGUAAACUUGAAAGAGA